CACACACAGAGCACCGUACAGAGGGACAACAAUGAUCCCAGUGAGAGAGCAGGACAGAGGGGAGCGGGGCGGCUGAUAGGGGCUUAUCGCCCUGGAGACCAGGCCAGGGGCUGUGUUGUUCAUGACGAUUAGGCAUGGAAGAGCUCAGAGCACAAGGUCUGUUGAAGAUGCACUGGUCUCCGGAGCACGCGGCCCCCCUGUCCCAGUGGCCUGAGCAGCACCUGGAUGUGUCUUCCACCACCUCCCCUCCCUCCGCCCACAAACACGACUCACGUGGUUACACCACUGCAGCCGGAUACCCCUGGGCCAGCGAUGACAUCUCUGCCCUCACGGCCUCUUCCUUGUUAAAACGCUAUGCUGAAAAGUACUCAGGCCUGGAGCUGCCCUACGAAAGGCCUGCCCCAGGGGCUUACUCAGAGCCUGGGGCCUUCCUGAAGAGUGAGACUGAGCCCUGGGCCCUGGGGCAGGGCAUGGAGUGUUACCCUGCGCUGGAGGCCCUGGCAGCAGGGGCCAAAGUGGGAUCAGCAUCAGUGGGCCUCCCUGGCACGGGCAGUGUGACGGUGGUGAACAGUAACUUGACCUCUGACCCUGGGUAUAGUGGUGGUGGCUCCUGUAAUGGCCCCCCCUCUCAGGACUACCCCCUCUCCUACAACAGCACCUACCUCUCCUCAGGAUACUGCUUCCAGCCCGGCUCAGCACUUCCCCCAGCCUCUCUGCAAACCACCCCCACCCUGGUGUCCAGCUACAACCCUACCAACCCUGUAUACAACUACCCGCCAGGCUGCUACCCCCACCUCCAGACCAGCCUGGCAGCCAGCUACAGCCACAGCCACCCCAGUGCCUCCUACCUCCCCUCUGGGCUGAGCACCCCUACCCCCCUGACCCCCCGGUCCACCAUGGCGGGGGGCAGCUAUGGCUACCCCAGUCACAGCCUAGGGGCCGGCUCUGAGACAGGAGGGCCGCUGAAACGCAAGGCCUUUGAGAUGGCGGAAGAGGGGGAGGAGGGAGGAGAAGGAGAUGGCUCGCGGUACAGGAAGUUCGUCAACGGCCACAGCAAGAGCCACGGCAAUGGUCACGGCAACGACUACGACAUAGCGGGCUCAGAAGUCCAGGCCUACAAGCCCGGCAAGCCUCUGGUGUCGCCUCCUUAUGUUGGCCAGGGCGAGUACAGCCCCUCCUCAGGCCUAGGUGGGGAGAGUGGGGGAGGAGGGGAACAUGGCUUUCCCCAUCAGAGGCUGGCCAUGAAGAUGCCUGCGUCACAUGCACGAUCUGAGGACCCAACUGGAGGACGCUAGAUCAGGCACUUGAAAGGAACACUCUCUGGGGGUCCUUCGGUUUUAUUGGCAUUUAAAAACCAAGUAGAGUACUUACUCUGACAAAAACUGGGGGAAAAUAAUAAUUGGAUUUUGCAAUGAGAGGUCAUGUGAUCUAACCCGGAAGGAGAGAAAAUGCAAAUGACUUGAAUCCGCCUCCUAUCUUAUAUCAUUUUCAUUCUUAGAUUUUCUCCAAAGAGUCAAGGGUCACUUUGUCCUGUAUGGGUGUGGUGAGGUGGUGUGAGGACAGAGGGUGGGAUCUAGAUGGAUAGGGCUAAAUCAGGCAGUCUGAAUGGAUUACCGACUGCUUCUCUCAGGAUCCUAUUUAUUUCCCAAUCUUCUACUUUGGCAGACAGUGACAUUGCAAUGUUGUUGUUUUGAAGAGUUGCUCUCUUAAUUGGAGUGGCCACUUGAUAUGGAAAGGACGUUUGACUCUAUUACCUCCUACAGCACCAUAAGAAUCAUAACCUUUCAGACCAAAAAGUAGAGAAGAAGAACAUAAUUGAUGUGAUGUACUUUAAUAACUUGACACCACGAGCACAAUGACAGCUCUUCUGAGGCUUGGUGCCUCUAUACAAAUUGCUUUGAAACGAAUGUCCCCCUCUCCCCCCUUCCCUUUUCCCUGUUUUCUUUUGACAGUGUUUCUAUGUUAUUUCUCCCCAUUUCUCUACCUCUCAUCACUACAUUUUCAUCAUGUUUUCCCUUCCCUGCUUUUUCUCAGUUUGUUCCACUCACUCUUUUUCUUUUUUUGUUAAAGCUGCAAUAUGUAACUUUUACAUAGAAAUGUGAGUUAUAGAUAUGUUAUUCUCAUUGAAAGCAAGCCUAAGAAGCAGUAGAUCUAUGUGCUCUAUUUCUAUGCUUACCGGUCUUUAGUUUUUGCUUCUUUUACUUUCGGUUUUGUACACCAGCUUUAAACAGCUGAAAAUACAAUAGCUUUGGUUAUUGAAAAUAUAUUUCACAGCAGAUGGUACAAUGAUUCUCUACACUAUGCAUUGCUUAUUUUGUCAAAAACUGAAAUUAGGUGAACUAUUGUUCAUUAUGCACUGUUACAUGCAGCUCUAUCAAUACAUUGAAAUACUUAAACCUGCAGAAAGAGAUACUUAAACCUGCAGAAAGAGAUACUUGUAGAAACAUACUUGAGAGAGAAUUUUAACUACAGCAUAUAAACUCAGCAAAAAAAGAAAGUCCUCUCACGGUCAACUGCGUUUAUUUUCAGCAAACUUGUGUAAAUAUUUAUAUGAACAUAAGACCCAACAACUGAGACAUACACUGAAUCUGUUCCACAGACAUGUGACUAACAGAAAUGUAAUAAUGUGUCCCUGAGCAAAGGGGGGAGGGGGGGUCAUGUUCGGAGGGUCAUGUUAGCAUGAGCCUGCAAGAAGGGUACCACGAGGGAGGAGGAUGUCUUCCCUGUAACGCACAGCGUUGAGAUUGUCUGCAAUGACAACAAGCUCAGUCCGAUGAUGCUUGACACACCGCCCCAGACCAUGACGGACCCUCCACCUCCAAAU
Messenger RNA from Oncorhynchus gorbuscha (pink salmon), 2824 nucleotides. RefSeq names its product fidgetin-like protein 2. The transcript has 2 exons. The coding region runs from base 135 to 1295 and encodes 386 amino acids. NCBI's taxonomy places the organism in Eukaryota, Metazoa, Chordata, Actinopteri, Salmoniformes, Salmonidae. The record is from RefSeq and is a predicted model, not a curated record.